GGUUAUUUUAAUUAGAUUUUUUUUUGUUCAAAAACUAUAGUUAUUGAUCACGAUUUAUUGUUGGAUAAAAAAAAAUCGAAUGUGAAUGAUUGUAUGAUUUUUACAAAUCUAAAAUCAGUACAUAGUUCGUCAUCAAUCGAACAGAAUGACUGCAACAGAUUUACGUUCAAAAUCUAGAUCGUCAAUUACCCGUGGUAGUGAUGAUCAUAAACGGAUAAAGGAAAAGAGAUCCGAAUAUGAUUCUGGAACCAUUUGGUUUAUGUUCUAUUCAACAGCAACGAUCGUAACAUGUAUAAAGUUUUUAUUAAUACCAUCAUAUUAUUCUACCGAUCUCGAAGUUCAUCGUAAUUGGAUGGCAAUCACUUAUAAUAAACCAUUAUCGGAAUGGUAUUCAGAGAGUACAUCAAAAUGGACAUUAGAUUAUCCACCAUUUUUUGCCUAUUUUGAAUAUAUUCUAGCAUAUUUGGCAAAAUUUUUCGAUAAAAAUAUGCUUCAAAUACAACAAGAUCCAUACAUGUCACCGGAAACUUUGUUUUAUAUGCGUUUAACCGUUAUCAUAAGUGAUCUAGUCUAUUAUUACGGUGUAUAUCAAUGGAUUCGUUUGAUGUAUAAACGAAAACCACAUAUAUUUACUUCGUUGCCGGCAAUGUGUACACGUUCGAAUUUUUUUCAAUCAUCCACUUCGUUCAGUCAUAUUGUACUAUUCAUAUUCAAUAUCGGACAUUUGAUUGUGGAUCAUGUUCAUUUUCAAUAUAAUGGAUUCUUAAACGGAAUGCUUCUCAUUUCAAUGGCCAAUAUUUGUAAUCAAAAAAUUUAUUGGGGAUCAUUUUGGUUUGCCGUAUUAUUGAAUUUCAAACAUAUCUAUCUUUAUAUGGCACCGGCUUAUUUUAUUUAUUUAUUUAUUGAACAUUGUUUAAUUCGCGAUUCACGAGGUUCAAUCACAAUGAAAAUUCGUUUGAAUAUCCUGUUACGUUUAAUUGCCAUAGUGAUUGGUGUAUUUGUUGUUUCAUUUUUGCCAUUCAUCAUAAAUGGUCAAUUUUAUAAUCUAAUCAAUCGAUUAUUUCCAUUUCAACGUGGAUUAACACAUUCAUAUUGGGCACCAAAUUUUUGGGCACUUUAUAAUGGUUAUGAUUUAUUAAUGGCAAGAUUCUAUCGUACUACUGAUCGUCAAUCACCAUACACAGGUGGUCUUGUUCAACAAUCCGAACAUUUAAUAUUGCCAACAAUAACACCAGCAAUUACUUUGGCUAUAAUUGUCGUGAUCAUAAUCACUAUUUCAGCCACCUAUAUCCAUCAACAACAAAACAAUAAUAGAACAAAAACAACAACAUCACGAAAUCAGAAUCAAAAUCAAAAUUCCGUUGCAUAUGCACCAGAAAUACGAUUUCUUCAUCUAAUACUUUUAUCAAGUUUAACAUUUUUUGAAUUCGGUUAUCAUGUACAUGAAAAAUCAAUUCUAUUGGUCAUACCAUCGCUUAUUCCGUUGAUAUUUGUUAAUAUUGAUUAUGCACAAAUAUUUUUACUAAUAUCCAUUGCUGGUUAUUAUUCACUAUUCCCGUUGUUAUAUAAAGAAGCCGAAGCAAUGUUAAAAGUAUUGUUAAUGGCCAUUCAUUUAUUAUUAAGUUUUGGUACAUUGAAUAGCCGAUAUCGGAUCGUCAAACGAUGGGUAAUUGAAAAAAUUACUACCUAUGUAGAUAGUGAUGAUGAUUAUGGAACUGAACAUGAAGUAAUGCGUGAAAUAAAAGAUGAAUUUCGUGAAAAUCCACCAUUUUCAUUUCUAAAAUUACCAUUAUUAAAUGUAUUGGAAUCGAUUUACAUUUUGGGCUUCAUUUUUAUUCAUUCUGUCUAUACAUUUGGCCCGUAUAUUUUUCCCGAUGCAUUUGAACGAUUACAAUUUUUACCAUUAUUAUUGAUUUCAAUAUAUUGUUCAGUUGGUAUACUUUAUUGUUACAAUUGGUUAUUUACAAUGUUUUUCUUUACAUCAUAAUAUAAUAAUAUAAUCAUCACAUAAUAAUAUUUUCGUAAAUUAAAUUAAAAAAGAAGCGCCAAGCUCAUUUUGAUGUUGCGGUGUGACCAGAGAAAAGUAUAAAAAAACGAUGAUAAGAAACAGUAAAGUUUGUUUUUUUUCCAAAUAAAAUAAAACAAAAAUAAAAUCCAAAAAAAAAAUUACAAUUUCAGCCAUCAGAUGGCAAUCAGAAUCAUAUUAGCUAUGUGUGAGAUGCUAAAUGGAAAAAAAAAUCAUCGUAUGUGAUGUGAUGUGACCAUUUUUAAGAUUGUCGAUCUAAAAAAAAAAACACAUGAAUGAAAAUGGAUUCGACUCGGAUACACAUUUCCAUUCAAUAUUCAUUC
This is a messenger RNA of Dermatophagoides farinae (American house dust mite), 2349 nucleotides long. It is a transcript of the gene xit, whose product is annotated as ALG6/ALG8 family glucosyltransferase xit. The record is from RefSeq and is a predicted model, not a curated record. Gene Ontology annotation, molecular function: dolichyl pyrophosphate Glc1Man9GlcNAc2 alpha-1,3-glucosyltransferase activity. Gene Ontology annotation, biological process: dolichol-linked oligosaccharide biosynthetic process; protein N-linked glycosylation. Lineage: Eukaryota; Metazoa; Arthropoda; Arachnida; Sarcoptiformes; Pyroglyphidae. Gene Ontology annotation, cellular component: endoplasmic reticulum membrane.